Messenger RNA from Penicillium nucicola, 2916 nucleotides. RefSeq lists its product as uncharacterized. Gene Ontology annotation, molecular function: protein binding. Bases 1 to 2916 code for a protein of 971 amino acids. The record is from RefSeq and is a predicted model, not a curated record. NCBI's taxonomy places the organism in Eukaryota, Fungi, Ascomycota, Eurotiomycetes, Eurotiales, Aspergillaceae. The transcript is spliced from 3 exons.
AUGAAAUCUUUCUUGGACAGCACUGCGUCGCUCGAAUUGUCCAGCUAUUCAUCUGCCAUGAGGAUUCAAAGCUUUGCUGCGAGCGUCUUUCUCCUGCUGCUGUCGGGAACGGACGUCUUCGCCGCACCAGCCAAUGUGAAUUCUCUCCAAGCUCGGAACAAUCAUUGUGAUCGAAAGGAUUGGCAGUGCAAGAACUGGGACUGGAACAAAUGUGUCUGCAACGACAAGCAUUGUGAUCGCAAGGAUUGGCACUGCAAGGAUUGGGACUGGAACAAAUGUAUCUGCAACGACAAGCAAGUCUGCCACAAAGAUCCCAAGUGUCGAGAUUGGGACUGGAAAAAAUGUGUCUGCAAUGACAAGCGUUGUGAUCGCAAGGAUUGGCACUGCAAGAAUUGGGACUGGAACAAAUGUAUCUGCAACGACAAGCAAGUCUGCCACAAAGAUCCCAAGUGUCGAGAUUGGGACUGGAAAAAAUGUGUCUGCAAUGACAAGCGUUGUGAUCGCAAGGAUUGGCACUGCAAGAAUUGGGACUGGAACAAAUGUGUCUGCAACGACAAGCAUUGUGAUCGCAAGGAUUGGCACUGCAAGGAUUGGGACUGGAACAAAUGUAUCUGCAACGACAAGCAAGUCUGCCACAAAGAUCCCAAGUGUCGAGAUUGGGACUGGAAAAAAUGUGUCUGCAAUGACAAGCGUUGUGAUCGCAAGGAUUGGCACUGCAAGAAUUGGGACUGGAACAAAUGUAUCUGCAACGACAAGCAAGUCUGCCACAAAGAUCCCAAGUGUCGAGAUUGGGACUGGAAAAAAUGCGUCUGUAACGACAAGCACUGCCAGAAAGACCCAAAAUGCAAGGACUGGGAUUGGAACAAAUGCCUUUGCAACGACAAGCACUGCGUGAAGGAUCCCAAGUGCAAGGAUUGGGAUUGGAACAAAUGUGUUUGCAAUGACAAGCACUGCGUGAAGGAUCCCAAGUGCAAGGACUGGGAUUGGAACAAAUGUGUUUGCAACGAUAAGCACUGCGUGAAGGAUCCCAAGUGCAAGGAUUGGGAUUGGAACAAAUGUGUUUGCAACGACAAGCACUGCGUGAAGGAUCCCAAGUGCAAGGACUGGGAUAUGGAUAAGUGCUUCUGCAAGGAUCAGCACUGCCAGAAAGACCCCAACUGCAAGAACUGGGACUACCAAAAGUGCGUCUGCAAUGACCAACAUUGCCAGAAAGACCCCAACUGCAAGAACUGGGACUACCAAAAGUGCGUCUGCAAUGACCAACAUUGCCAGAAGGAUCCUAAUUGUAAGGAUUGGGACUAUCAAAAGUGCGUCUGCAAGGAUCAACAUUGCCAGAAAGACCCCAACUGCAAGAACUGGGACUACCAAAAGUGCGUCUGCAAUGACCAACAUUGCCAGAAGGAUCCUAAUUGUAAGGAUUGGGACUAUCAAAAGUGCGUCUGCAAGGAUCAGCACUGCCAGAAGGAUCCUAAUUGUAAGGAUUGGGACUAUCAAAAGUGCGUCUGCAAGGAUCAACAUUGCCAGAAAGACCCCAACUGCAAGAACUGGGACUACCAAAAGUGCGUCUGCAAUGACCAACAUUGCCAGAAGGAUCCUAAUUGUAAGGAUUGGGACUAUCAAAAGUGCGUCUGCAAGGAUCAGCACUGCCAGAAGGAUCCUAAUUGUAAGGAUUGGGACUAUCAAAAGUGCGUCUGCAAUGAUCAACAUUGCCAGAAAGACCCCAACUGCAAGAACUGGGACUACCAAAAGUGCGUCUGCAAUGACCAACAUUGCCAGAAGGAUCCUAAUUGUAAGGAUUGGGACUAUCAAAAGUGCGUCUGCAAGGAUCAGCACUGCCAGAAGGAUCCUAAUUGUAAGGAUUGGGACUAUCAAAAGUGCGUCUGCAAUGAUCAACAUUGCCAGAAAGACCCCAACUGCAAGAACUGGGACUACCAAAAGUGCGUCUGCAAUGAUCAACAUUGCCAGAAAGAUCCGAACUGCAAGAACUGGGACUACCAAAAGUGCGUCUGCAAUGACCAACAUUGCCAGAAGGACCCCAACUGUAAAGAUUGGGAUUCGCAGAAGUGUGUCUGCAACGAUCAGCCACCCCAGUGUCAGAAGGAUCCCAACUGUAAGAACUGGGAUUCGCAGAAGUGUGUCUGCAACGAUCAGCCACCCCAGUGCCAGAAAGACCCGAACUGCAAGAACUGGGACUCGCAGAAGUGUGUCUGCAACGAUCAGCCACCCCAGUGCCAGAAAGACCCGAACUGCAAGAACUGGGAUUCGCAGAAGUGUGUCUGCAACGAUCAGCCACCCCAGUGUCAGAAGGAUCCCAACUGUAAAAACUGGGACUCGCAGAAGUGUGUCUGCAACGAUCAGCCACCCCAGUGUCAGAAGGAUCCCAACUGUAAGAACUGGGAUUCGCAGAAGUGUGUCUGCAACGAUCAGCCACCCCAGUGCCAGAAAGACCCGAACUGCAAGAACUGGGACUCGCAGAAGUGUGUCUGCAACGAUCAGCCACCCCAGUGCCAGAAAGACCCGAACUGCAAGAACUGGGACUCGCAGAAGUGUGUCUGCAACGAUCAGCCACCCCAGUGCCAGAAAGACCCGAACUGCAAGAACUGGGAUUCGCAGAAGUGUGUCUGCAACGAUCAGCCACCCCAGUGUCAGAAGGAUCCCAACUGUAAAAACUGGGACUCGCAGAAGUGUGUCUGCAACGAUCAGCCACCCCAGUGUCAGAAGGAUCCCAACUGUAAGAACUGGGAUUCGCAGAAGUGUGUCUGCAACGAUCAGCCACCCCAGUGCCAGAAAGACCCGAACUGUAAGAACUGGGACUCGCAGAAGUGUGUCUGCAACGAUCAGCCACCCCAGUGUCAGAAGGAUCCCAAUUGUAAGGAUUGGGACUCCCAAAAGUGUGUCUGCAAUGACAAACACUGA